Messenger RNA from Onychostruthus taczanowskii (white-rumped snowfinch), 1113 nucleotides. It is a transcript of the gene EDARADD, whose product is annotated as EDAR associated death domain. Gene Ontology annotation, biological process: signal transduction. The coding region runs from base 52 to 696 and encodes 214 amino acids. Gene Ontology annotation, molecular function: protein binding. The record is from RefSeq and is a predicted model, not a curated record. NCBI's taxonomy places the organism in Eukaryota, Metazoa, Chordata, Aves, Passeriformes, Passeridae. The transcript is spliced from 6 exons.
GCGGCGGUUCCGGGCACGUCGCGUUCCUCGCCCCGGGACCCGCCGCGCCCCAUGGCCGCUCCGCAGGACCCGCUGCCCCCAGCAGAUCAUGCAGCAAAAGAGCCAGUGGAGGAUACGGAUCCGAGCACUCUUUCCUUAACAAUGACAGAAAAAUAUCCUGUCCAAGACACAGGAGUACCUAAAGAUGAGGAAUACCUAACAGAUCAAGUUACUUUGGAAAUUGCAUCUGUGAACAUCAAGACCCUCACAUCAGAUUCUGGCCUAAUACAACAGCCAGAAGACAAAGACACACAAAACCAUACUGACAAAUCACUUUCAGAUCUCAAGAAAACCUGCAAGGAAAAUGUCACCUGCUCCUUGUGCUUAUUCCGUGCACCAACCAUCAGUGACAUGCUCAAUGAUGAGGACUUGUUGUACACAGUGAGGCUAAAGCUGGAUCCCUGCCAUCCAACAGUGAAAAACUGGAGAAAUUUGGCAAGCAAGUGGGGGAUGACUUAUGAUGAAUUGUGUUUCCUUGAACAAAAGCCCCAAAGUCCCACCUUGGAAUUCUUGCUACGGAAUAGUGACCGGACUGUGGAACAGCUGAUUGAUCUCUGUAAAUUUUAUAAGAGAAUUGAUGUUGUAAAAGUGCUGCUGAAAUGGGUGGAGGAGGAAUGGCCCAAGAGAGGGAACAGAACUUACCAGAAUGACUUCUAGGUCAAAGAAAGUUGUUAGUCUGUACGUGUUAAAUGCUGACUACCACUUAUACACUGGAAGUUUCCCUUGCAAGAGAGAGAAAGCCUGUACUGAGGGUUUGUAUACUGUGUAAGCUUUAUCUACUGAAUACAUAACGUAAGCUUUAUGCCCGCAGGGUUGCAAAGAUAACCUUCCAAAAGUGGAUGGAAUCAUCCAGGUUGUGUUAUUCAGUCUGCAAAUACCUUCAGUUUCUUUGCUGCUGUUCACAGCCUUCCUAAAUAGAAAAGGAAUGAAAAGGCCUGACUGCUUGUUUUACUGCAACAAUUGUGCACCAUAUCAGUUGUGUACUGUUGUUACUGGGACAGCCACAGUUAGAAGGCAAGUCCCUUGGUCUUACUGGUAGCCCUUGCACAAUUUUGUAUGUUCUACCUAGUAGAA